This is a messenger RNA of Aphidius gifuensis, 503 nucleotides long. RefSeq lists its product as uncharacterized. NCBI's taxonomy places the organism in Eukaryota, Metazoa, Arthropoda, Insecta, Hymenoptera, Braconidae. The transcript is spliced from 3 exons. The coding region runs from base 7 to 444 and encodes 145 amino acids. The record is from RefSeq and is a predicted model, not a curated record.
UGGGUUAUGGGAGGAUUGGUGACACCAAGAGGAUAUCCAAAGGGUUACAUCGGGUAUAGGGAUAAAUGGAUUUACGUGAAGGAGAAUAAACUGGUAGAAGGAAAAGACAUCAAGAUUACGACACAUUACAUUUUGGUGCAUUCGUAUUGUCAUCGUAGUAAGCUGGAACAAGCUGAAGUGGGAGUUACGGAACCAGUGUUACUCGCUACAGUUGAGACCACACCACCAGCACCAUUGAUUGAUGAGAUGCAGCAUCAAAAUGAAACCACACCACCAAUAUUGUCAUCUGCAGAGGGUUCGAUGCCACACGAGAUGGUUACAUCAGCUGAUGUGAAUACUGUUACAACACCCACCAUCACACCACGUCAGCCAGUUGCUGGCAAAGAUCUAGCAAAGCUUGCAGACAGCGGAGCUGGUAUUCUCAGUGACGUUAGCGAAUCGUAGUUUAGUUUCAGCGACGGAGAGAAUGCCAAAAAAAUUAUUUGCAUUAGUAAAAUGGACAG